UGAUGAUGUGCUAUGAGCAUGUGUGUCUAGAGCCUCGACUUCGCUGACUCAGCCUUCGGAACCUCCCGUGGCGCUGCUCUCGCCUAUCUCCUUGCCUGGAACCCCCUACUCCAACGGCUCUACCCAACCCCGUAAACUCGAGUACAAACAGGCGAUCGAUCUAUUCCUACUGGAGCGGUGUAUCCCGCGACUGCGUAUCGCGAGAAAGGCUGCCAAGGCAAGAAGUGGUGAAGAGUACUACCCAGACAGACCCUCCGCAGAUGAUUAAUCUACGGUGCUGUGUGGCCGCUCCUUGCCCUGGCAUCCCCUACUACACUGCAUGCAACAAAAAAUACACAACACUUAUAGAACAAGCAUGCCGGGGAAGGUCUGCCCUUCUCUAGUGUGUUUUGUGUCUUGAUGGAGUACUUAUGACUGACUGCCCUCUCAGCGAAAUUACCCUAUGUUUCCGACUCGUCAGCUCUCAGCCGAAUGGUAACCAUAUUCACAGCCUUCCCUUGAUGGGUUCCCAGCUCAUUCAUAAGAGAGACAAAAAGUCGUGUGCGCGAAACUUGGGUUUUUUCCUUCCCGAGCGAAUGCAGAUGGCAUAUUCGGCUGACGACAUCGCAGCGGCCAGGAAUUUACAAUUAUUAGCAUACAUUUGCACGUCGACGGCGACAUUCUGGACCUAUGAUUUUGUUUGUUCACUUCAUGAAGAGUUGACAUUCCUACUUCGAUCGCGCUGGACAAAGGUAAAAGGCCUUUACAUCAUUGCACGAUAUGUUCCAUUUGUCCUUAUCAUAUUGGUCCUAUGUUCGACCUUGGCUCAAAACGAGAACCCCGAGAAAUGCCGGAUCUUGAGCAAUAUUUCCGCAUUUUUCGGACUGAUGUCACUCACUUUCUCUGAAUGCUUUUUUACCCUCAGAACGUACGCACUCUGGAGCAACAAUAGAAUCGUGCUUGUAGCCAUGCUGUCCGCCCUUUUUGCAACCGUCGUGUCAUCCGUCAGCCUUGUGCUUGUCGCUGGCGUUACCUCUGAAGUCACGACUAGCGCGAUCCCAGGCAUCCCAGGCUGCUCUGGGAGCCCACACGGUGUCCUAUUAUUCUUGCCUUAUAUUCUCAUGUUUGUGUUCCAACUAGGACUGGUCUGCCUCACAAUCAUACGCGUUAUACAAAGCUGGCGGUCGGCUAAGGGCCUUCUGUACGCCAUGCUGGUGAAGCAUAACAUAUUCUACCAUGCAUGUGGUCUACUCUUCUCGGCCGUGAAUGUUCUUUUGCCAAUGCUACUUUCAGAUGUGUAUUCCGUAUACUCUUCCCUCGAAGGUUUGCAGAUCUUUAUUCUUGCGAUCCUCGCCACGCGCAUGCACCUCCACCUCUGGCAUGUUGAGCGGCACGUGGAUGGCUCCGAGGCCCUCGUGCGCAUUUCUAUUGAGAUAUGAAUUCAUGAGCAGGCCAAUCACGUGAAUGACGACGACGAGAAGCACCAGGAUCUUUGCAAUCGCAUAUCCAUGCAAAUUACACAGGCAGUUGUGAGGUAAAUUCAUCUUCCACAAAGGUAUCAAACAGGCAAUGUACAGUGCUAUUGAAUAUACACAAGUGUUGCAAAUGAUG
Molecule: messenger RNA, 1590 nt
Organism: Suillus subaureus
Lineage: Eukaryota; Fungi; Basidiomycota; Agaricomycetes; Boletales; Suillaceae
Exons: 16
Coding region: 411-1418 (335 amino acids)
Source: RefSeq, a predicted model, not a curated record